Molecule: messenger RNA, 1683 nt
Organism: Oldenlandia corymbosa var. corymbosa
Lineage: Eukaryota; Viridiplantae; Streptophyta; Magnoliopsida; Gentianales; Rubiaceae
Source: the annotation of a GenBank genome assembly
GUAGAAACAGUUAAGUAGAGAGAGAUACUGUGCUCCCCAUUUUCACUUUCACCGACUUUUCUUCAAAACAAUGAAAUAAGAAAUUCAGCCAAAAAAGUGACAUAAACAACCGACUGACUUGCCUUGUUCUGCAUCACUGAUCACCGCAAGAGCUUUUUCUCAAAAGGGUCUCAAGGAUCUCUGUUUCUAUGCCUUUGAAGCUUCGCCCCGUUUAACGGGUACUUGAUUCUGACAAUUUUAUGUUUCAUUUUUUCUGUUGUUUUUUACAACUCUUUGAUUGCAUGUGUAUGCGGAAGUGCAAUUUUAUCUGGGUUGGAGUUGAAUUGGAUUUUGUUGGCAAUUAAGUUGGCGAAUUUCGUGAGUUCCUGUCCCAAACAGCCUGUUUUUUUUAGUGUUCUGGGCGAAAACUUGAACAUAUGCAUCCAAAGUUGAAUAAAUCUGCUGCAACCGAAGCCAACCAGAAAAAGGCUUUGGAUUCCUCUGUUUGCCCUGAUCCUUGGUGGGAUUCUGUGGGUUUCUCUCCUGCUAUGGUGCGUGGAAGGGGCUCAGAUUCAUCCUCUCUGGAGAAAUCCAUGGAUGAUCAGUCACAAUCUGACAGUAGAACAAAUGACGAAGAUGAUGACAUGUCCAAACAAUCACAAAGUGCUGUAAAUCAAAAUACUGAUGGAAACUAUACUCCUGGGGAAGAUGGCUUCCAUGGGACUAUCGUUCCUCCGCAAAGUACUCAAUUCUUCUCCCCAUCCACACAAUUUGAACUAGUUGGGCAUUCGAUUGCUUGUGCUCCAUCUCCAUAUUUUGUGGACGCCUUUGGGAACGAGUUUGUUCAUCCUGCUCUAGUGGGCAUGCAGCAUGUGAGGAUGCCUCUUCCUCUUGAAAUGGCUCAAGAGCCUGUCUUUGUGAAUGCCAAGCAGUACCAUGGUAUUAUGCGUCGGAGACAGUCACGAGCCAAGGCUGAGCUUGAAAAGAAACUGAUUAAAGUUCGCAAGCCUUAUCUUCAUGAGUCCCGACAUCAGCAUGCCCUCAGAAGGGUAAGGGGUUCUGGUGGACGAUUUAUGAAGAAGGGUACCCCUGCUGGACUUGACUCCGGCAGUUCCGAUGGACAGAAUAGCUCAGAAGGUCCAGCAUGUGAUUUUCCCAAUGGCGGAGAGGGAUGCGCAUCUGACCGACAAUUUGGAAGUAUCCCCUCUAAUUUAUCCAUCUCAUCUUCAUCUGCACCCAACCAUUGCCCACAAAAUGACAGCAAUGCAGAAAUAGUUCCUGAUGGAGGAGAGGGACUCUCCAUACCGUGAUCUACUGGGGUAGCAAAACCCUGUUACUUGCAUCACUCGGGCUUUCUGAAGCUUGGGCGGCAAUUCAUUCUUGGCUCUUCUUUUAUUCUGUAUGCGGUGGAAAUUUGUUGUACUAGGCCAUGUCUCUUGAAAAACUUCAGGUUUCAUGUUCCCAUAUGUUGGUUGUAUAAAGGGAACAGAGAGAUCCCUUUUAGGAUUUGGAGGCGAACUAUAUGACAUUGUUUUAGGACCUGUACAUUUGUAGGCGGUUUGUGGUUUUCUUCUCUUUCUUUUGUUGUUUGUUUCGUACUUAGUUCUGUGAAUCAUCAUGUCUAUAUGUAUCUUCCAAACUAAAUUAAUAUCAAAAUUUGCUCUGGUUGCAGUAAGAUCUUUUCUAUUUUUUCUUUCAGUUGCU